Osmia lignaria (orchard mason bee) is the source of this 3982-nucleotide messenger RNA. RefSeq lists its product as uncharacterized. The record is from RefSeq and is a predicted model, not a curated record. NCBI's taxonomy places the organism in Eukaryota, Metazoa, Arthropoda, Insecta, Hymenoptera, Megachilidae.
UAAAAAAAAACUAUUUACAACCACUGAUUUCCUUACUACAUAUCUGCAUCCUUUACAUCCCUGGAUCCUAUACAUGUCUGCAUUCCUUACAUACCUGCUUGCCUUACAUGCCUAUGUAUGUAUGUAUGUACAUCCCUUACAUCUUUGAAAUCGUUACAUCCCUGCAUCCAUUAUAUCUUGGCAUCCCUUACACCUCAGCAAUUCUCAUCAGACAUCCUUCCUUUGCGCCGGUUUGCACCGCUGUCUUAGACCGCCAUUUUCCCUAAAAAGUAAGCGGAGUUUCAAGUUUCAAGCGAUUUCAAGCAGUCGAAAUUGAUCGAAAUGGAAGAAGCUAUGAAUAACUGGGUUAUUGUAUUGCAUUCAGUUUUUGAUGUUUUACAUUUUAAACCAAUAGUUGCAAAUUUAUGGGACAAAGAGACGUUUAAUAUGCAACGAAUGAAUGAAAUAAGAAUAAAAAGGUCUGAUGUACUCCUUGGAUACCUAAUUCCAUUUUGGAUUAUUUUAUAUUUUAUGUAUGAAAAGUGCCUUAAUUCGUUACUUCGACGUAUGCGCAUUCCAUUGUUGCAAAGAAGUAGAAUAAUCGAGGCUGUGUGGGAUUGUGGAUUUUGCUUUGGUAGCAUUUGUUAUUUGAAGUCAUCUACUGUCAAGACGAUAAACUUUUUCUCUGAAGAACAAGCAGUAACUCACCAAGAGUUAGGUGUUAUUCUACAUAAAAGCUUUUACCUUCACCGGGCAGGAGUAGAAAUCUUCUGUCACGAGGCUUGGAUAAAAGGCUGGGCCAACUUGCUGUUUGCAUCUUUUGUUAUGAAUCCAUAUCAGGAAAAAUGGUGUACAGUAGUAAGCACUUUUGUGUUUUACAAAGCAUUUGAUACUAUUGUGAUAAGUAUAUGUCGUAUUUUGUUAUGUACAUCACACUUUAUUGGAAAAAAGCUACCCAAGUUGUUCUUUUUCCUUCAUUGUCUCAGCUGGAUAUAUUUGUACACAUUAUUUGUACCAAAAUUAAUGUUGUGGACAGAAAGUACUAACCAUACACGAGCAAAGUUGGGUUUGUGGCUGUGGUUUAUCGCAGAAUGCAUAGAUUCGAUGUGGUUUAGGUUAUUAUGGUGUGGAAAGGCUACACACUGGCUAGAAAUUUGUUUAUUUCCACCUCCAACACAGGAAGCAAUUGAAUUAGCAGGAAUACAAAAGCGACACAGAGAUUCAUUAAAAAAGUUAGUUAAUAGAACUUCAAAAAAAGCUGAAUUAUGGCAAACGUUAUUUUGUGCAGUAGCUAUUAAAAAGAAAAUUAAAAGGAUUCGGGAAGCAAAACAUAAUGAGACUACAUCGCUAACUGAUUAUCCAGAAAUAUUAUCUCAAACAAAUGCAAAGGAAGAACCAAUGAGAAAUGAGAAGGAAAACGAGAACGAGAACGAGAACGGGAAGGGGAACGAACAGUGAUCACAGAGAUAAGCAAUAUAAUCAGUAUUUUACAAUUGAGGAAAAAGUAAAUAUAAAGACUAUGCUGCAGUUUGCACACAUUUUACCUUGAUAAAAACGCCCGUUUUACCAAAUAUAUGAAUAUACAAAAAUAAUAUUGUUAGAAAACUGUGACUUUCUUGAAGCUUGUAAUGACGAUGUUAAUAGUUUAAUGUAAUUGUAUUUUAUAAUGUUCAUUUUCUAACUUUUUUAAUCUACACCAUAGAGAACUCGUUAUUAUAAGAAGGAAAACUAUUCAAAUAACACAGUUCCUAGAUAUAUAAAGUUUUAUUUUCGAUCAUUUUGGAUUGUGUCAAUAAAAUAUAGUACAUGUAUUUAGGCUGAAUUGUUCCACAAUGUUAUACAGCUUAAUGAAAAAUAUUAUAAAUGAACGUUGUUUGAAUAAAAUUGUAUUCAAUAUUCUGGCAGCGUACAUGCCUUGAUAAUAUCGUAUUUCUAAAAAUUGUUAAAACAUUCGGUUUCGAAACUUAUACAUAAAAUGCUGUAUUAUACAAAUGCACAACACAUUUUUUCGAUUCGACAAUAAUCAAUGGUAAAAUUAUUUAAGCGAUCUUAGUUUUAUAUCAAUGUCUAAAUGUAGGGAGAUCUUAUGUUCUUAUAAACUGUAGGUACAUAUUCUUUCACAGAAUUAAAGAGUUAUGUACAUACCAUUAUUUUUGUUGUUUUUUCUUUUUUUUUGCAAAUGAAUACUGUGUAUAAGGCGUUUUAAAAUAGGUGUUAAAUGCAAUGAAAUCAAUGAAUUGUCGCAGUACAUCAUAUAUAAAAUAUUCUAAUAGAAUUAAAUAUUUAAAUGAUAGUUGAUAGAUGUUGAUAUCAGAAAAUUAUGGUUUAUCGUAGUUGUAUAGAAUUUGUUUAAAAAAAACAAGUUCCAUGUACAGUGAAACCAGAGAAUUAAAUGAAUGAUAAAACAUUGUUCAAAAACAGCUUGAUCGAUUGUGCGCUAAAGAAUUCGGUUACUCUCUGUGAUGAGUAAAACUACGUUUUUUUAAAAUUAAUAUAGCAAUAUUUCUCUCCCUGAAUAAGGCCUUUUCACGUGUAUGACGACCGUUCAUUGUUCAACACAACAUUAUAAAAUCUCUGCCUCUCUUACUAAAUUGGAAUAAUUAUCCUUGAUCCUUGAAUGGAGAUUAAAGGUCUGUUUAUUACGUAAAUUCUUUUAUAAUCGAGUUUUAUAGACACACUCACAAAAUAUCUUGCCAUAUUAUUUUUAUCGUGUGUGUGUGCAUUUGUUUGUGUGUGUGCAUUUGUGUGUGUGUGUGUGUGUGUGUGUGUGUGUGGUGGUUAUUUAUAAUAUUUAUAUAUGUAUAUCGUUAAGUUAUUUCGUAACUUAUGUUGAGUAACUAUCACUGCGCUUACUUCCUCGUAAUAACGUGUAAUUAAUUUCUCUUCAAUGUCCCUUUUCUUUCUUUUGUUCUUGCUUUUUAAACGUCUUUAACCCUUUUGCUACGGCGUGCUUCAACCAAAACUCUUUUCAACGUAUUAAAAUUUCAUAAAAUUUCUUGUUCUUAAGAAAUAUUUCUUGUCCUUUCGUAAUUUGAUAUUAACGCAAUCUUGCAUUUCUUUAUUAUAUCGUUAUAUCGUUAUAUCGGUAAAUCUACAGAAUUAAUAAAGCACUUUGGACGUAGCAAAAGAGUUAAUGUACUUCACAUAUUCAUGCUGUUUUAAAUGACGACAAAAAGAAUAAAAAAGAUGCGAAGAAAUGUAAAGUCUAUAUGUAAAAUUCAUGUUGGUAUAAUCAUGUCAACGACAAGCCAAAUUUGAUCUUUUUUGUCUUCUUAGAUUUUUAAGGCUUUUACGGGCCGGUUUCUCACAACUGAUCGGGACUGGGUAUAAAUCGUGUCUCGAAGGAUAUACAUCUUGAUAAUUCUCCAUCAUUGUAGUCAGCUUUUUCCCUGACAAGUUCGUUAGUUUUUAUUAUUUAAAAUAUUUGGAGAAGAGUCAGAAUAAUUAUCUUACAAGACACGGUUUACACCCCAAAGUCUCGAUCGAUUAUUUAGCGCAUUUACUUCACAAGAGAUACAGCUUCGUUCCCCAACUUUGUCGUUCCAAGUGACACUCGUCUGUUUAUAAAGAAUAAUAGAACAGUGAGGUUUCGAGGACGCGGAUCGUUGAUUAAUUUAUUGACUAAUAACUUUGCCUGGAAUAGCGCGUAUAAAAUUGUUAAAGUGCUGUUUCUUUUCAAUGCAACUGCUGUUGAUGACGAGCUUUUAUGGUGGAUCGGGGGUUUUUUUUUUUUUUUUUUUUUUAAUUUUAUAGCGCAGCAUAGACAGUAAAUUAUUUGAACGCGAUCGCAGGAUGAACAAAUUAUAUGACCUUCUUUCUUCGCACAUUCCGCCUUUCUUUUCUUUCCUUUUCUUUUCUUUUCUUUUUUUACAUGCCACUUUGACAUUGUUUAACGAACGUCUACGGUUCGCCGAUAUUGUUGAAACGAACGCAAUUAUUACGAAAGUUAAUCUUAUUACAAACACAGUACGUAUUAUGAGCAAUAAAAGUUGAGUCGGUGAAA